AGACAUGGCAAAUACGUCUCCGCCACCGUCCAUCAUCAGAGCUAGGGUUUUACUCUCACCCUUUCCUCCCCUCUUUCUCUCACUAAACCCAGAAAUCCACCAUCGAUUUUAAAAGGUUAUGCUGACAAAUAUCAUUCUUACCAAAGAACGGUCAGAUAGAUCAUUGAAUGCAUGUCAAAAGCCCAAAUAAAUGGUAGAAUCUUGUGUUUUGGAUUUUUUUUCCUCCUUUUCUGAUAUUUUCCCGCAUUUUCUGGUAAAAUAAUUACAGUGAUAUGAUCAGAUACGGGUCUGAUACACCUCAUAUUGUAUCAAUUUUUGUCCUGGCUGAUUCGCCUUCUGAUACUAAUGUUUGGAAGCUUGAUUGACCCACAUCCUGUCCUUUUUUCCCUUUUCUGUGCCAUGCUUAUUAUUAUCAUUAUUACUAUCAUUACUAUUAUUGUCUUUGUUCUCUUCCUCUCUCUCCGUCUCUUUCACUUUCCUCUUCAGUCCUCUCCAUGGAAGGAAAAAACGACUCCAAAACUAACAAGAAAUGCAGCUCCAAAACAAGACAUGGGUUCUACUAUCAGAAUCAACAGUACCAGACAUACCCGGCACUUCUUCCUCCCCCUUUCCCUCUCCCUCCUACAACGUCUUUGCAGCUGACUACUGCAAUUCCUCCUCUUAUUCCUCAAAGCCACACCUAUGGGUCCAAAACCCACUUGCAGGACCCGUGGAGGCAGAAACCUCGUCGUGCCACCCCAUCUGAAACCCAUGUUCUAGUUUUUCCUGCUACCAAAGCUCCAGAUGGACUUCGACGGAUAACCAGUUCACCCAAUAGAGUGGAUAACAAAGUCAUGGCUGCUGUUCCUUUAGAUCGUUGCCAAAAACCAGCCAGCAAUUCACAAGCACUCGUGACAACCAGGAGACCUGAUUCUGGAGGCACAGAUGGGCUGUUGAUUCCCCUCCUCGCAAACCAUUUCCUUGUCCGAUUUGACCCCUCUCAACAAAUCUUCCAUUAUGAUGUCGAGAUAUCUCCACAUCCGUCCAAGGAAAUUGCACGGAUAAUCAAGAGGAAACUGGUAGAGGACAACCCAGAUGUUUUCUUGGGCACUGUCCCGGCCUUUGAUGGCCGGAGGAAUCUGUACAGUCCUGUUGAAUUCCAGGACGACAAGCUCGAGCUUUUUGUAAGCCUGCUCAUCCCCACAGCGAAAUCGAUGCUUGUAGGAGAUAGUGGGAUUCCGCAGAAACAGACACAUAAGCUUUUUAGGGUAAAUAUCAAGCUGGCUUCGAAGCUGGAUGGACAAGAUUUAAGCAACUACUUGAGCAAGGAGGAGGAGAGUGUACGUCUUCCACAGGACUAUCUCCAUGCAUUGGAUGUUGUUUUGCGGGAGAGCCCAUCAGAGAAAUGCAUCGCUGUGGGCAGGUCCCUUUAUUCAAGCUCCAUGGGAGGAAUCGAAGACAUUGGUGGAGGAGCCGUUGGGUUGAGAGGGUUCUUUCAAAGCCUUAGACCAACCCAACAAGGCCUUGCCCUCAAUGUCGACUUCUCCGUAACGGCUUUUCAUGAAAGUAUCGGCAUCAUCCAAUAUCUGCAGAAGCGCUGUGACUUUCUGCGCGACCUUUCUCAGAGGAAAAUGAGGGGUCUGGCAGGAGAAGAAAAGAAAGAAGUGGAGAAGGCCUUGAAGAACAUCCGGGUUUUCGUCUGCCACAGAGACACUGAUCAGAGAUACAAGGUUUAUAGCUUGACAGAUGAAACUACUGAGAAUCUAUGGUUCAGAGACAGAGAUGGCAAGGAUCUUAGGCUGGUGGACUACUUCAAAGAUCACUACAACCAUGACAUACAGUUCAGGAACUUGCCAUGCUUGCAGAUGAGCAGGAGCAAGCCAUGCUAUCUUCCAAUGGAGCUCUGCGUGGUUUGUGAAGGGCAGAAAUUUCUUGGGAAGCUUUCGAAUGAUCAGACUGCAAGGAUCCUUAAGAUGGGUUGUCAGAGACCGCGGGCAAGAAAGGCGAUUAUUGAUGGAGUUGUGGGAGGAGCAGUCGGGCCAACAAGUGGCCACCACACAACAGAGUUCAAGCUUCACAUAUCUAGAGAGAUGACCCAGUUGUAUGGAAGAGUCCUUCAACCUCCCAAACUGAAACUCGGGGACGGUGGUCAAGUUACAGAUCUUAUUCCAACCCGCCAUGACCGCCAGUGGAACCUUCUAGACAGCCAUGUUGUCGAAGGUGCGAGAAUUGAGAGGUGGGCGCUGAUUAGUUUUGGUGGCAGCGCUGAGCAGCACAGUUGGGUUUCCAAAUUCAUCAACCAUCUGUGUCAUAGGUGUGAGCAGUUGGGCAUAUUUCUGAACAAGAGUACGGUUGUCCGUCCGCACUUUGAACAGAUCCAAGUGCUGAACAACGUUUCUGUCCUGGAAUCUAAACUGAGGAAAAUCCAUGAAUCAGCAUCGAGCAAGCUGCAGCUACUCAUUUGUAUCAUGGAGAAAAAGCAUAGAGGCUACGCCGACUUGAAGAGGAUUGCGGAGACUAGCAUAGGUGUUGUGAGUCAGUGUUGUUUGUAUUCCAAUCUCACCAAGAUGACUUCGCAAUUCUUGGCAAACCUAGCCUUGAAAAUCAAUGCCAAGGUCGGUGGAUGUACUGUGGCAUUGUAUAAUGCAUUCCCAUGCCAAAUUCCUAGGCUGUUUGGAGAUGACGAGCCUGUGAUUUUCAUGGGUGCCGAUGUCACCCACCCGCACCCUCUGGACGAUUUCAGCCCCUCCAUUGCAGCUGUUGUGGGCAGCAUGAACUGGCCCACUUCAAACAAGUACAUUUCCAGAAUGCGGUCCCAGACCCACAGGAAAGAAAUCAUUGAAGACCUCAGCGAAAUGGUUGGGGAGUUGCUGGACGAUUUCUACCAGGGAGUUAACAAGCUCCCGAAGAGAAUUCUCUUCUUCCGGGACGGAGUGAGCGAGACGCAGUUCCACAAAGUGCUGCAGGAAGAGUUACAGGCCAUUAGAGCUGCCUGUUCAAGGUUUCCCACCUAUAAGCCCACCAUCACUUUUGCAGUAGUCCAAAAGAGGCACCAUACCCGACUGUUCCCGAACGAGACCAUGGCGUCUGUGGGUCCGUCAUUCGACAAAAACAUACCACCAGGGACCAUUGUGGAUACUGUGCUUACCCAUCCGAAAGAGUUUGAUUUCUAUCUAUGCAGCCAUUGGGGGAUGAAAGGAACGAGCAGGCCAACGCAUUACCACAUCUUGUGGGACGAGAACUGUUUCACGUCGGAUGAGCUACAGAAGCUGGUGCAUAAUCUCUGCUACACGUUCAUGAGGUGUACCAAACCGGUUUCAUUGGUGCCCCCCGCGUACUACGCCCACCUUGCUGCAUAUAGAGGAAGGCUAUACCUUGAGAGGUUGGACUCUGCAGCAAUCUCUGGAAACACGCUCUUCAGAGCUGCUCCACCACAUGUGGUGCCAUUGCCAAAACUGAGUGACAAUGUUAAGAAGCUCAUGUUCUACUGCUGAUACUCUCACUCUCUAGCACCGAAAUUUUGAUGUAUAUACAACACGAUCACCAUCUAAAUCUCCAAGGGCCUCAUUGCAGCUCAUAUGUUCUAGAAUGCAUCAAAUGCGUUUUUCAGCUGAUUCUCAUAAGAGGGGGCUAUCUACAUGACCAGAACACGUAUUAUAGGCACAAGAACAGCUGAAGAUUUUGAACUGUGAGUGAAGUUACUAUAGGCUGUGGACAAGGUAUUGAAGAGAUUUUUUUGCAUUGAAUGAUAUUAUGCCUGACUGGUAAGGCUAACUUGCCAAUUUCCGUACUGCUGAUGGAUUUUCCUUCCAGUGGAGUUUUGUUGCUAAACAAUCCUGUUCUAUGACUCGGACCAGUUUACAGAUUACAGAAUCAAAGAUGACUGGAAGAAGAGUUUGUAGUCAAACUGAAUUAAGGAAUGCUUACUUGAUACACAACAAUGAAGAGGGUUUUUAUUUUUUCUUUUUGAACAUGUGAUCCCAAGAGUAAGGUGCACUUGACUAGUCAAUUCUGUCUUUCCCCAUGAAUUUUCCGCUCAACUGUUGUUUUGGAGGGAACAUCAUGGUGCUUGUAUUAUGUAUGAUAUUAUGUUAUCGAUUAUAGACAGUUUUGAAACUGAUACACUUGAUUUUGAAAAGGUUAUGUAUUGAAUUGUAUGUGAACAGAUGCCUUCCGAAAAACAAAGAAGGAAUUGUAUGUGAACAGAUUAUAGAUACACAAGUGGACCAAUUCAAAUC
Magnolia sinica is the source of this 4217-nucleotide messenger RNA. Its product is annotated as protein argonaute 7. The coding region runs from base 495 to 3473 and encodes 992 amino acids. Gene Ontology annotation, cellular component: cytoplasm. The record is from RefSeq and is a predicted model, not a curated record. Gene Ontology annotation, molecular function: protein binding; RNA binding. Lineage: Eukaryota; Viridiplantae; Streptophyta; Magnoliopsida; Magnoliales; Magnoliaceae. Gene Ontology annotation, biological process: regulatory ncRNA-mediated post-transcriptional gene silencing. The transcript is spliced from 4 exons.